Coregonus clupeaformis (lake whitefish) is the source of this 1501-nucleotide messenger RNA. Its product is annotated as leukocyte elastase inhibitor. The record is from RefSeq and is a predicted model, not a curated record. NCBI's taxonomy places the organism in Eukaryota, Metazoa, Chordata, Actinopteri, Salmoniformes, Salmonidae. The transcript is spliced from 7 exons. Gene Ontology annotation, biological process: negative regulation of endopeptidase activity. The coding region runs from base 188 to 1327 and encodes 379 amino acids. Gene Ontology annotation, molecular function: serine-type endopeptidase inhibitor activity.
AGCCUAUAUUAAAGACGCGCCAAAUGAUUUGGGAUAUAUGCAGAAUAUCCAGCGCUUUUUUUGCGGUUCUCUCGGGAGGAAGGAGUAGUUGCUGCCUUUACUUCUGUUUAGUUUCUCUUUCACUGGAACUGCGUGUUUUCGAUAUUUUCACACAGAGGGAAGCAGAAGGACAGACCAGUCAUCAGCCAUGGCAUCUCUCAGCAGCUCUAACACAGCCUUUGCCUUGGAGCUGUACCGCACUCUGGGUCAGACCAACACAGGGAAUAUCUUCGUCUCCCCCUUCAGUAUCAGCUCAGCGCUGGCCAUGGUCUACCUGGGGGCUAAAGGAGACACAGCCUCUCAGAUGGCAAAGGCUCUGUCAUUCAGCUUCACCAAAGACGUUCACACAGAUUUCCAGACACUCAAUGCAGAUAUCAACUCUCCCUCUGCAUCUUACAUCCUGAAACUGGCCAACCGUCUGUAUGGAGAGAAGACCUGCAACUUCCUGACCGAGUUCUUAGAAUCCACCCAGAAGUUCUACCAUGCAGACAUGAAGGCAGUGGACUUUCUCGGAGCAGCAGAGGAGACCAGAGGACAAAUCAAUGGCUGGGUGGAGAAGCAGACAGAGAAUAAAAUCAAAGAUCUGCUGAAGCAGGGGACAGUCAGUGGUAUGACAAAGCUGGCUCUAGUCAACGCCAUCUACUUCAAAGGAAACUGGCUGAACAGAUUUGACCAGAAUGACACCAAAGAGAUGCCCUUCAAACUAAACCAGAGUGAGAGCAAGCCAGUUCAGAUGAUGUACCAGAUGAAGAAGUUCCCCUUUAACUACGUCCCAGACUAUAACCUCCAGAUCGUAGAGCUUCCUUAUGUGGACGAGGAGCUCAGUAUGUUUGUCCUGCUGCCUGAGGAGGCCGCUGACGGAUCUGAUCCUCUAGCGAAGCUGGAGAGAGAGCUGACCAUGGAGAAACUGGACGAGUGGACCACCAGGUCCAACAUGGACACAGGCACGGACAUCAGAGUUCAUCUACCCAAGUUCAAACUGGAGGAGGACUACGAGCUGAAUGAUCCCCUGGCCCAGAUGGGCAUGAAGGAUGUGUUCGUCGGGGGCAUGGCUGACCUGUCUGGGAUGAAUGGGGAGGGGGGGCUCUUCCUGUCUACGGUGGCCCAUAAGGCCUUUGUGGAGGUGAACGAGGAGGGGACGGAGGCUGCAGCCGCCACUGCUGGGAUGAUAGCGUUCUGUAUGUUCCGAGAGGAACACUUCACGGCUGACCACCCCUUCCUCUUCUUCAUCAGGCACAACAAGACCAAAAGCAUCCUCUUCCUUGGGAGGUUUUCCUCUCCUCAGUAGAAGAAUAGUUAAAAAGCGUAAAUAUUUAACAUAAUUUACAACAUUUAUUUGACAGGGACAUUGAACAUCAAUCAACAUUUCUGUAAAUGUGCCAGAUUUAGCCAGCUAGCUAGUUCCAUCAGCACUUGAUUCAAUCCACUAUAAAACCAAAUAAAGGAAAAUGUCUUAAGUUUA